AUGUGGCGGACCAUCGCGACGUGCCUUCUGCUUCUGGCACUGGCCAGCGGGCUGCGGCCGGCUCGGCGCGGCUCGCUCAGCCGCGGCCGGGACCGGCUGAGGGCGGGCGCCCGGCGCACCACCACCACACCGCCGCCGACGACUACGACAGAGGCGGCCCUGCUGCCAGACGUCGACUACGACACCGAGUGCCCCGAGAAGUACGGCUUCUUCGCCGACGCUUUCCAGUGCGACCGUUACUACGAGUGCCACAACUACGAGAUCACCGAACACCUGUGCGACGACGGCCUGGUGUUCAACGACUUCAGCACGCAGUACGGCCGCUGCGACUUCAUGCACUCCGUCAACUGCACCGGUCGCGAGGAGCUCCAGGAGCCCAAGCCAUCCGGGCUCUGCCCGCGCCAGAACGGGUACUACCCCGACCCCGACCCCACCGUAUGUGACAAGUUCACCCAGUGCACCAAGGGCGAGGCCAACCCACUGACCUGCCCCGCUGGGCUGCUCUUCUCGCUGAAGACGAGCACGUGUCAGUGGCCCGACCAGGCAGGCCGCACCUGCAACUCAGAAGCCCUCCCCGGCCACAAUUUUCAGAGUACCUUGACUUCAAGUGCCCGGGCAGUCAAGAUCGAGAAUCCGGGGCCAGGCCAGCCGCUUCACCCGCGCUUCGAGGACCCCAACGACUGCCAGUUCUUCUUCUCGUGCCUGGACGGCGUGGUGCCGCGACGUCACGGCUGUGAACGGGGUCGCGUCUUCAACGACGCCACCAAGCGUUGCGACGAGCCCCAGAGUGUGCCCAAAUGCAAGGACUGGUAUCUGCGUUAGGAGUGCGUCGACGGCGGAAGCAUGUUCGGCGUGUCAUCUUGCAACGGAAAUUCUAGACCCUGCUGCAUGCAUGCAUCAUCAACACCGCUAGACUUAAUGCUCUGUAGCUUAAAUCAAAUGUCCUGAGUAUUUACUGAUUGGUAAAUGAAGGUGUCAAGUGCGAAAUUAUUGCGUUAUCUCCACGCCCUACGCCAGUAGACCUUCCAAGGAAAGAGGCAUAUGCUAGUCCAAAUCUGCAGUGCAGAGCGGGCUCAUCAGCCACUGCGAAUAAAUAAUGAAAAUGACUAAAAAUGGUUUGUGUCGAAGUU
Pollicipes pollicipes is the source of this 1130-nucleotide messenger RNA. Its product is annotated as protein obstructor-E. The transcript is spliced from 6 exons. Lineage: Eukaryota; Metazoa; Arthropoda; Thecostraca; Pollicipedomorpha; Pollicipedidae. Gene Ontology annotation, cellular component: extracellular region. The record is from RefSeq and is a predicted model, not a curated record. The coding region runs from base 1 to 822 and encodes 273 amino acids. Gene Ontology annotation, molecular function: chitin binding.